Molecule: messenger RNA, 652 nt
Organism: Megalops cyprinoides (Indo-Pacific tarpon)
Lineage: Eukaryota; Metazoa; Chordata; Actinopteri; Elopiformes; Megalopidae
Product: eukaryotic translation initiation factor 1b
Exons: 4
Coding region: 186-527 (113 amino acids)
Biological process (GO): translational initiation
Cellular component (GO): eukaryotic 43S preinitiation complex
Molecular function (GO): RNA binding; translation initiation factor activity; ribosomal small subunit binding
Source: RefSeq, a predicted model, not a curated record
AGGAUUGUCUAAUCUCUAUCGGCCAUUUUGAGAGAGGGAGAUCGGUCCGGAGCCUGUGCGGUUUGUUUUGUUUUUAUUUUCCCGUAUUCUUACAGGGCUACUGAAGCUUUUUUAAAUACAAUUUUAAGAACCGGCAUAGAGGCGCCGAGAAUUUCAUCUCCUCCCAGGUCUCGUCCUAAUAUCGCAUGUCCACUAUCCAGAACCUCCAAUCUUUCGAUCCCUUUGCUGAUGCAACUAAGGGUGACAACUUAGUCCCAGCAGGGACAGAGGACUACAUCCACAUAAGGAUCCAGCAGCGCAACGGCCGAAAGACGCUGACCACCGUGCAGGGCAUCGCAGAUGAUUACGACAAAAAGAAGCUGGUGAAAGCCUUCAAAAAGAAAUUUGCUUGCAAUGGCACUGUGAUCGAGCACCCGGAGUACGGGGAAGUGAUCCAGCUGCAGGGGGAUCAGAGGAAGAACAUCUGUCAGUUCCUCUUGGAAAUUGGGAUCGUGAAGGAAGAGCAGCUGAAGGUUCACGGCUUUUAAGUAAUGUUCGCAGUACCAAGCCAAGACCUCACCACCGUUUACCGUUUACCCUAACAUGCAUUGAACAAUAAAGUUUAGCAACUUGUCUGAUGUAAUCCGCUGAGAGGCAAUAAAAGAAUCGCAAU